Teleopsis dalmanni is the source of this 2652-nucleotide messenger RNA. RefSeq names its product A-kinase anchor protein 17A (gene Xe7). The transcript is spliced from 6 exons. Lineage: Eukaryota; Metazoa; Arthropoda; Insecta; Diptera; Diopsidae. The coding region runs from base 137 to 2491 and encodes 784 amino acids. The record is from RefSeq and is a predicted model, not a curated record.
UAUCCUUGCGAGUUUUUAUUUAAUUUUUAUUAUCUUCACCAUAUGGUUUUGAUAUACUAUCCAUCUGCAAAAUUAUAUACAUAUAUAUAUAUGUAUUAUAUAUGAUAUAUAUAAAUAUAAAAUAAUAAUUAUAAUAAUGAUAAAUAUUCAGACUAUACAAAAUGUCUCCGACUGUGUGCCAUUGUUUUUGCCGCAUAGUCUUUAUCUCAAGCCACUUGCCAAAAUGCACAUAUCAGUGGCAUUGCCCAGCAAUAAAACGGGCAAGUCAAUUUCCAACUUAGAAAUAAUGGAAAAAUUAAGCAAUGCGUUGAAACCUGAUAAAUUUUUAGUACUCAAGGUAACAAAGAGUACUAUUGAUUUUAUUCGCUUUGAAGCAGAGUUAGAUGAUCGAAAAUAUCUACGUAGCGCGUUGUCACGUUUAGAUGGUAUUUCAAUUAAAAUAUCUGGUUUUAAUGAAUCAUUUCGAGUGCGUGCUAGUGAACCAAAAGAUGAGUUCCCAACAAGAUACGAUUGGGACUCAUUUUUUCGCGAUGCAAAGCAUAUGGAUGAAAUGAAACCAGGCGAACGACCGGAUACUAUACAUUUAACACAUUUGCCAAUACGCUGGUUUUGCCCGCGACAUCAUGAAAAUGAUGAAAAUGUCAAACCGAGUGAGAGUAUAUUUAAACGCAUAUUUGAAAAAUUUGGAACCGUACGCAGUUUUGACAUACCUAUAUGUGAUCCAUAUCGAAACAAAAUGAACACUGACAUAAGUGGCAUGAAAACUUUUACUUUCGAGCAGGAUGUGUUGUUUGAAGCUUAUAUACAAUUUGAAGAAUAUGUUGGUUUCGUGCGUGCUAUGGAUGAAUUUCGUGGCAUGAAACUAGUACGAAAAUUUAUUGAUAAGAAUCAAUCUGUUAAUAUAGUAGUUAAUUUUGACAAAACAAAACAUCUGAGUGAUGCGCAAAUACAACGUCGGGAACGUGUUCGAAAACGCCUUAUUAGUAAAGCACAGGCUGAAGAAGAAGAAAAAGAACGCCUAAAAAAAUUGGAACAAGAAAAUUUAGAACGUCAGAGGCAAAAAGAAGAGGAGCUAAAGCUUGCUGCUUUAGAAAAACAACGUGAACGAGAGGAAAAACGAAAAGAAAAGCAUUUAAAAAAGAUACAUGAACGAGGACAAGUGGAAAUUUCACAAAAGAUACGCAUUGAGGAGCGUAAAUUGCUGAUAGCUCAACGAAAAUUAGAGAGUAUCCGAAUAUUAGAGCAAUUAUUUGACCGCAUUAAGCUUAAAAACACGCUAAAACGUAAAACAACUCAAGUAAAUCAUUUUCCUAAUGAGGAAAAUGAUUCGCGUGAGCGUUUAAUUGAAAAAUAUAAAAUUGCAACUGAAAAACUCUUAAAUGACCAACGAAAAAAAGUCGAAGAUAUCAAAAGUAAAACCCCUCUAUCUGGUUUGUUAAAAAUGAAGAGAACUAAGAAAUCAGUAUCGUCAGACGAUGAAGAUGACACAGCAGGCAAUGAAAAUAAUGUUGUUAAAACAGAACCCGUCACAAAUGACAUGACAGCUGCCAAUGUAACCCACAUGAAUCCGUUUAAAGCUGUUGCUGCUUUAGCCGCUGCUAGUAGUAAUGGAUCACCAGCAUAUCCACCAGAAAUGGCUAAUGAAUGGAUGAAAUCAAUGUCAAUGUUUCCAUAUGUGCCACCAGUGUUUUCCGGUCUACCAACGCUCUACCGACCACCUUCGUUUGGUGUAUCCAUGAAUUAUCGUGGUUUUGCGCCACGUAUACGAGGUCGUGGUAGAGGUCGACGAGGUAGAGGUGGUAAUUAUGAUCCCUACUAUCAUUAUAAACGUAAUAAUUAUGAAGAUGAUAAAUACGAUGAAAAUGAUUAUUAUCAUAAGUCUUCGAGAAAUAGAUCGAGGUCGCGCAGUGGGCGCUCGCGUUCAAGAUCGCGCAGUUCACGUCAUGAUCGUUCCAGAUCACGUGGUGGUCGACGUUCUCGUUCGAGAUCAUAUAGUAGAAGUUCGCGUUCGCGAUCACGUAGUAGAUCACAUCAUUCACGUUCGAGAAGUCGUAGUUCGCGACGUUCAGCAUCUAGAUCACGAAGCACACGUCGUACAAACAAAAAAUUAGUAUCAACUCGUCGUUCACGGAGUACUGAUUACUCUAGUCAUUCAAGAUCCCGUUCUCGCUCACAUGAACGAUCCUUAAAGUAUCGUAGCUCUUCCAGGCGUGUCGUAAUUGAAACAGAUAAAUUGGUACAAUCGGCUGAAGUUAUAAAACGAAACAUCGAAAAGGAUAUGAAAGAUCGUAUGCGUGAAGAAGAAAGAGAAAUUAAAGAAAAUUUUAGAAAACAUAAACGCAAUGUGGUCGAAAGCCUAAAAACUCAACAUAAAGUUAGUACAUUAAAAGAUGGUGAAACUUCAGAUGAGGAGAAAAGAUGUGAACUGGAAAAUGGUACAAUCUCAAACAGUAGAAAUAAGCGAUACUCUUCAGACAGAAAUGAUACGUAAUUGAAAUGAAUGUGUUCGUAGAUGUUUUCUGUUUUCAUAUAUGUAAAUAUGGCGUCUAAUAAUUAAGUUAAUAACUUAAAAAAAUUAUAAAAAAUGAAGAGAAUAUGAUUAGUUUCAAUAAACCAAUUAUAAUGUAAGAAGCGUAAUAUUGAUGUUUAUAG